CAUGCUCAGUACCAGGCUCGGCUUCUUCUCCAAGGGGGAAGCCGCCCCACAUAGCGCGUCUUGUCCCAGGGUACCCCGCGCGGCUGUCAUGGCCGCCUCCUUGUGCCGGUAUCCGCACAUGGGGUCCUAAGGCUGUGGGUAUAUUUUCGGUAACUGUCGCCACUAGGCUUCGGCAUCUUUGGACACUCCUCCUUUCGCUUUCUUUUGUUGGCUUCUGUGUGACCCUCGUAGAAGCUCGUUUUGUCUGCAGCGAUGUCUGGGGUGAUGUGGACCCCAGAGCUGGCAGUUCUGAGGGGCUUCCCCACUGAGGCUGAGCAGCAGCAGUGGGAGCAGGAGGGGAUCGCCGGCUCAGAGAAUGGAUCUUUCCUACAAUUGCUGCUAGAAGGGAGCUAUGAGGCCAUAUUCUCAAAUGCAAUGACUCAAAAUAUUUUUAAUUCAACAACCAUGACUGAAGAAAAGAUUGACAGCUACCUGGAGAAGCAGAUAGUAACAUUCCUGGAUUACUCUUCAGAUCUGGAUGAAAUGGAAAGACAACAUCUGAUGUUCAUACUUGGUGUGAGCAGUUUGCAACUUUUUGUUCAGAGUAACUGGAUGGGGCCUCCUGUGGAUUUGCACCCUCAGGAUUUUUUGCCAUCUGUUUUGUUCCAGCAAUUCAGUGAGGUCAAAGGACUGGAUGCAGUUGUUCUGAGCCUGCUCAUUCUGGACGGUGAAUCAAUCUAUAGCCUGACCUCAAAGCCCAUACUGCUAUUAUUAGCUCGCAUUAUUCUUGUGAAUGUACGACAUAAACUGACAGCUAUUCAGAGCUUGCCAUGGUGGACUUUGAGAUGUGUGAAUAUUCACCAGCAACUGCUUGAGGAACGCUCACCUGAGCUUUUUGCUCUCGCUGAAAACUGUAUUGAUCAAGUGAUGAAACUAGAAAAUCUGUUUGAAGGUGAUUCAGGUCAAUUUUUGGCUAUUCAAUUCCAUCUGGAAUGUGCAUAUGUAUUUUUGUAUUAUUAUGAGUAUAAAAAGGCAAAAGAUCAGUUCAGUAUUGCCAAAGACAUCAGCAAAUUACAAAUUGAUUUGACAGGUGCUUUGGGAAAGAGGACACGAUUCCAGGAAAAGUACAUAGCACAAUUGAUUCUAGAUGUAAGAAGGAAAGGGGAUGCCCUUUCAAAUUGUGAAUUCAGUCCAGCACCCACUCCUCAGGAUCAUUUAACCAAG
Messenger RNA from Galeopterus variegatus (Sunda flying lemur), 1203 nucleotides. It is a transcript of the gene TTC27, whose product is annotated as tetratricopeptide repeat domain 27. The transcript is spliced from 7 exons. Lineage: Eukaryota; Metazoa; Chordata; Mammalia; Dermoptera; Cynocephalidae. The annotation marks the transcript as partial. The record is from RefSeq and is a predicted model, not a curated record.